AUGGUCACGAGGUUUCUGUGUUCCACCUUACGUAAUGCCUUGCUUUUAUGUGUUAUACCUUAUCUAUUGUUGUGCUCACAGGAUUUCUGUGUUCCGCGACCUACUGCAUGUUCACAAGUUGUUUCACUCCAUAAGACAUUCUCUACAAUUGUUCGAUUGGUCAAUGUCAAGUAUGGUGUUCUAUGA
This is a messenger RNA of Prunus armeniaca (apricot), 186 nucleotides long. NCBI's taxonomy places the organism in Eukaryota, Viridiplantae, Streptophyta, Magnoliopsida, Rosales, Rosaceae. The record is from the annotation of a GenBank genome assembly.